Messenger RNA from Pungitius pungitius (ninespine stickleback), 3637 nucleotides. RefSeq names its product myelin regulatory factor-like protein. The record is from RefSeq and is a predicted model, not a curated record. Bases 270 to 3056 code for a protein of 928 amino acids. The transcript has 24 exons. Gene Ontology annotation, molecular function: sequence-specific DNA binding; DNA-binding transcription factor activity. Lineage: Eukaryota; Metazoa; Chordata; Actinopteri; Perciformes; Gasterosteidae. Gene Ontology annotation, cellular component: nucleus; endoplasmic reticulum membrane. Gene Ontology annotation, biological process: positive regulation of DNA-templated transcription; protein autoprocessing.
UCUGAGCUCAAAGUUCAGACGGACAAAGACGAUCCCAACAACAAGAGGAAGAAUUGGUCCCUAAAAGCUCAGCUCCCGACGUUAAAACCAACGAAGAAGACCCGUCCGGAGGACUUGUGCGGCCACGCGUCCGUCUCUGAGGACGUCUCUACCUGAGGAGGACGAGGUCAAACUGACGGAUCGACCGCCGGCCAUCUUGGAGACACGGACAGAUCUGCUGGUUGUCCUCAGCGCCUCCUGCCCGGCUGCAGCGCCUCCUGCUGGGCGCCAUGGAGCCUGCGGCGGGCCGGCUGCCCCUCGGGGUGCUGGGAGAGAACGAGGCGCUGCAGCAGUUCUUCAGCGGACAGGAUGUGAGCGGCGUGUUGGACAGCUCGGUUGCCGUGGAUACGAGCAUCCUGGAGCAGUACCUCAGUAACGACAUGGACCCCAACAGCUUCAUGCUCCCUGAGUCUCCUCCUGACUCGAGCUCGGAGGCGUGUUCACCUGCACAGAUACCAGACUUCCACUACGAGGCGUCUAAUUGGUCGAAUCAGCAGAACAUCCAGCCAGCACAACGUCCCGCCCCCUCAACGUCCUGUUGCUUUAAGGACCGAGGCCCCGCCCCCCACAAUUUGCUGACCCCCGAUCAGCUCCGCCCUUUGGGCCUCACUGACACCUUCGUCGAGCUUGGGACGUCUGCACCGCACCAGCCGCCACGCCGCUCACCUGAGCACCUGCACUACCUGGGUCCAGAGGGCCGCCCGCAGGUUUACACCCCCCCCACCGCGCCAGCGCCACCCUCCAUCAGCUACGUCAAGCCCUACGAGGUCCCAGGCGUAGCCACACCCCCUUCAACCUACCUGCUGGACUCAUCGCUGCACACCUGCUCCCCAGAGAGCAAAAAAAGGAGAAGAUCUGAGUGUGAGGAACCAUCGGGGGGAAUCGAGGCCUCCUGCAGUGAAGGUGAUGGGACCCGAGGUGGCAGUGUAGGGAACAGCUUGAGCGGUUUGGGAUCGUACCAACUUGUCACAUGGGAACACUACAGGCUGGAGCAUUGGACCACUUCCUACGACAGCAGCUACGAGACCAUGUCCCCUCCCGCCUACCACAUCGACACCGAUAAAGGCUUCAACUACUCCGCGGUGGACGAGGCCUUCGUCUGCCAGAAGAAGAACCACUUCCAGGUCACCGUCCACAUCGGCGUGGCCGCAGAGCCGAAGUACGUCGGGACGCCCGGCGGGCCGCAGCAGGUCGACCACUUCCUGAUUAAAGUGUUCGGAGUCAAGCUGGAAUCUCCGAGCCACCUGGUGACCAUCGAGCAAUCUCAGCCCGACCGCAGCAAGAAGCCCUUCCAGGCUGUCAGGGUCAGUUUGCCCAGCGGCAAAAUCACCAAGGUGACGCUCGGCCGACUGCACUUCAGCGAGACCACGUCCAACAACAUGAGGAAGAAAGGCAAACCCAACCCGGACCAGCGAUACUUCCAGCUGGUGGUCGCUCUGUACGCCGCGGUGGGAGGAGCCGAGACGUUCCUCCUCACAGCUCUGGUGUCGGAGAGAAUCGUCGUUAGGGCCUCUAACCCGGGUCAGUUUGAGAUGGAGGGCGACGCCCCGUGGCAGCGCGGCGCAGCGCAGGACGCCGUGGUGUGCCAGGGCCACGUGGGCAUCAACACCGACUCCCCCGACGAGGCGCUGGUUGUCUGCGGCAACGCCAAGGUGAUGGGCGCCAUCAUGCAGCCGUCCGACCGCCGCGCCAAAGAGAACAUCCAUGAGGUGGACUCUGAGGAGCAGCUGAGGAGAAUCACACAGAUGAGAAUAGUUGAGUUUGAUUAUAAACCAGAGUUUGCCUCCACCAUGGGGAUAGACCACACCCACCAGACAGGUAUCAUCGCUCAGGAGGUGAAGGAGCUGCUCCCAUCGGCCGUGACGGAGGUCGGAGACGUGUCCUGCUCCGACGGAGAGAAGAUCCAUAACUUCCUCAUGGUGGACAAAGAGCAGAUCUUCAUGGAGAACGUGGGCGCGGUGCAGCAGCUAUCGAAGCUCACCGACAACCUGGAGACUCGGAUCCAAGAGCUGGAGGUCUGGAACCGCCGACUGGCCAAGCUGAAGAGCCUAACAGGCAGCCUGCGCUCCAGCAGGAAGAGCAGGAAACACAGCAGCGCGUCGAUGGCGCCGAGUCCAGAGGCCUGCAGGAACGGCAGCGUCCAGGAGUCCAGAACCUGGAGUCACAGGUGCCGCCGCUGCCUGCAGCACAAAGUCCUUCAGGUCACCAUCUUCAUGCUGCUGGCCACCAUUGCCCUCUGUGCCAUCUCUAUCACAGCUGUGUACCUAUUAACUUUGAACGAGGAAGAGGUUGAAAACAACAGCAGUGUGUUUCCUGUGCACACCACCGCCUGGAGCAGCACAGUCCGACCCCCCGGCCCCCCUGGCCCCCCCGGCCCCACCGCCCCCCCCGGCCCUUGGCCCCCGGACGUGGACUUCUGCGACCUGCUGUACUGCGAGCGGGCGUACUGCUGUGGAACAACUGCAGGGGGCGCCACCGAGUCCAACGCCACCGAAUCAGCAGGAAGAGAAACGGAAAGAAGGAAAGAAAAACUGUAUGGCGAUCUAAAAGAUGACAGAGACUGGACGAACACCACCAUCCAUUCCUUCCUGAUCAAAGAGAACCAGCGGGUGAUUGACAGUAAAUACUGCCUGGCAGGCGAAUGUGGGCCAGGUAGAUACACCUACAACGUUCCCAUCAGCCAGUUUGUCCCAGUCAACAUGAGGGUCACCUUGAUCAUGAAUUCCACGGAGCUGCUGGUGGUUUAUCUUUGUGGCCUCGAUGAGUCGGCCACCUGCUCCGCGGUGCUGGACAUGAACACCGUCACCGAGAGCCGAUACCCAUCAAACACUCAGGGAGAACACGAGUGGCCUCUUCACGUGGCUCGUCUUCAUCACAGCUCGUAUCACUUUCGCUCCACGGCGGCUGGUCAAGCUGACUGCAGUACCGACCAUCACUAUGCGGGGGCGCUCUUCACUGACUACCACUUCCACUUCUACAGACGCUGCACAGACUCCAGAGACAAACAGCUAGCGUGAAUGUGAAAUAUGACAUCUUAUUUUAUUGUGACACUUCAUUAACAUCCAUCUGUCAAAACAAUGUAUCAAUCAUUUUCUAUUUAAAACAGUGAUUCCCAACAUGAAUGAACUUUUUUUUAUGGCUUUUCUCAAACUUUUAUUUAAUGUGAGAAACUGUGCUGUUUAACCUUAUUACCUUUUUAAAAGAGGAAAAAGACAAUAUGAGCUUACGUCUACAGUUAAUUCAUGCACACUGUGACGAGGCAUCACUCCAGAAUGAACCAGUGUGCUGUUUGUGUUUUAGUUUAUUUUCUGAAAUGUACAAAUCUAAUUCUGAUGGAAAACCUGUGUGAACGAAGCGUAGGAUUGUUUUACAAUACCACUAAUAAAAAGUUAGUGCAACUUUUGGCAAGAAUCCUGAGAAAAGAGCCAGAAAAUGUUGUUCAUACAACUGUGUAAAAAAAACUAGAAAUUUAGGCAUUGAAGAAAAAUGUUUAAUGUUUGAAAAGCACCAAUUAGUUGAAAUGUACUUAUUAAAAGUAAGAAUGUCAUUGUUAAAGUGUGACAUUUUAUAUUAAUUAAAGAAUACAUCUUUUUUAUGA